Malaya genurostris is the source of this 2241-nucleotide messenger RNA. RefSeq names its product ionotropic receptor 40a (gene Ir40a). NCBI's taxonomy places the organism in Eukaryota, Metazoa, Arthropoda, Insecta, Diptera, Culicidae. Bases 1 to 2241 code for a protein of 746 amino acids. The record is from RefSeq and is a predicted model, not a curated record. The transcript is spliced from 7 exons.
AUGUGGACGGUCGGUUACUUGCACUGGAUUGUCGCUGCUACAAUAUUGUGUCAUGUUGAAGCCUAUCAUACUCACCUGACGCCUCUUCCCGAUCACUCCAACCACUCUGGGAUGGUGCUGGGACUUUCGGAGAUGAUCAACCUACUGGCUCCGAAAACUCUGGCCAUUCUGGUGCUAAAUGAAACGAAAAUCGACCAAAUCGAUCGACUAACCGUGAUGGUUCACCAUCACAACAUUCCGACGUGCAUCUUCAUCGAUACUGAGAACUAUUUCCGCUACAUUCGAGAUAACCUGAAAAAAUCGGUUGACACGACGAGUCUUUUGUUCUCGCAUCCGGAGGAUAUGAUGGAAGAUAUUGCCGAACGACGGUUGGCCCAUCGCUUGAGUUUGUACAUUUUCUACUGGGGCGCAAAGAAUGUUCCGACUAAUUUGGACCGAUCGCUACUCCGGGAACCACUUCGGGUGGCCGUGAUAACCAAUCCAAGACGAAACAUUUUCCGAAUUUUCUACAAUCAAGCUAAACCCAAUAACCACGGGAAAUUGCUCAGUGCAAACUGGUUCGAUGGGAACGACAUGACUUUCAAGAGAACGCCGUUGUUACCGACUCCCACCGAAGUCUACAAAAAUUUCGAAGGUCGUGUUUUCACCAUUCCAGUUAUUCAUAAGCCUCCUUGGCAUUUCGUGAAAUAUAAUAAGAUAAACGAAUCAUACAAUGGUACUGAAGCUGUUGUAGAGCUGAGCGCAAAUUCUACUGACAUGGAUGAAGAUACAUUUACGGUGACGGGAGGAAGAGAUCACAAUCUAAUGCAACUGAUUGCGGAUCGGAUGAAUUUUAGCUUUAGGUACGUCGCCCAGGAGGAUAAUAUACAAGGCACAGCAAUGGGCAUCGAAGAAAACGCUACAUUCUCCGGAGCCCUCGGUAUGCUACAGCGGAGAGAGGUCGAACUUUUCCUAGGAGAUGUAGCCGUAACGUGGGAACGAAUGCAAGCAAUGGAGUUUUCCUUCUUUACCCUAGCAGAUUCGGUAGCAUUUGUAACCCAUGCUCCUAGAAAACUUAGUGAGGCGUUGGCUUUAGUGAGACCAUUUCAAAUUACUGUUUGGCCGUUGGUAUUGAUUACUAUCAUGAUAUCGGGACCGAUUCUGUAUUUGAUUAUUGCCUUACCGUAUCGACUCGAAGAAUGGACGAGCGGUUGCUUCGCUAGAGCAAAGCGAUUGAAGGUAUAUCGUGGGCCAUCGUUUUAUCAUCUACAGUACAUCCAAGAGAUGAACUAUGGAGGUUAUAAUCGUGCAACAGGAAUUGCCGGUACACCGCAACAUCCAAGUCUCGACCGCUGUGUUUGGUACACGAUCAAUAUUUAUUUGAGACAAUCUGCAACCAUUCCAUACAACGGUCAUGUAGCCCGGUUUUUCUCGAUUCUUCUAUGGCUAUGCGCUACGUAUGUUCUAGGUGAUGUUUACUCUGCUCAGUUGACCUCGCAGUUGGCUAAACCAGCUCGUGAAGCUCCCAUAGAUACAUUGGGUAGACUCGAAGUGUUUGUGGAACGCGAUGGCUACCAGCUGGUUGUUGAACGCCAGAGUGCUUUUCAGGCCAUGCUUGCCAACAGUAGCGGAGUUCUGCAGCGGUUAUAUCGCAUAACACAGCGACAACGGAACAACGAAUCCUAUCUGGUGUCUUCGGUCGAAGAAGGAAUACGUGCUCUGGUGGCUAACCCUAAGCGGGCCGUUUUCGGUGGCCGUGAAACGCUGUACUUCAACACCAAACGGUAUGGUGCUCACCGGUUCCAGUUGAGCGAGAAGCUUUUUACCCGUUAUUCGGCAGUGGCUGUGCAGUACGGAUCACCGUUUCUAGACAGCUUGAAUGAGGUGAUUAUGCGUCUUUUCGAAGCUGGAAUCAUUGAAAAGAUAACAAUUGCCGAGUACGAGCGGAUGUUUGGCAGCAUAUCCGGACAGUUUGCGGAUGAAACUGCGUUGACAACGAAGCCCGAAAGUACGGAAGUAGAGAGUGGUCAUUCGAAAAAAGCAACCGAAAGCAACGAAAAACUUCAACCAAUGAAUCUUCGAAUGUUGCAAGGUGCCUUUCUUGCGUUGACGGUUGGCCAUACAUUGGGAGUGCUAAUUCUUCUGCUGGAAAAUAAAAGAGUAUAUAUUGGUAUGCUUGGCAAACGUUCCACAGUAAAACUCCACUCGCUGAUUCGAAAGAUUGAGAAACCAUUACGCCGCUUUCGGUGCAGUCUUGAUUAA